AACCAGGAACAACACCAACCAACCGGUACCCUACCUGGCGGGUGAGACCGGUACCACCAAAAUGUGGCGAUCAACGCGAAAAGCCUGCUUCCGAUAUGCUUUGCUGUCAAGCGGGCAGCAGCAAAAAUGCAUUCCACAAGUCCUGGCACGGUUUCAAUCGUCGAGCUCAUCCGGCAGUUCUGGAAAAGUAGCAGUUGCCACGAUCGGGCUUGCUGCGGCUGGCAUUGGUGGCACUAUAGCCUAUGCCAAGUUUGACCCCGACUUUCGCCAUACAGUGCAGGAUAGUGUCCCUUAUGGCACUGCUAUUAUGAACAGUGUCCUUGGACCAGAGGGGCCACCUAAAACAACCAAACCUCAGGUACUUUCGCCCGAAAAAGUCAAAGAGAAAGCGCUUGAGUCGAGCCUGCUGAGAAAAAAGCCCAUCGAGGAUAAGCCAACGGUUGUCAAGUCCUCAGCUCCAGCACCACCACCCAUCCCUGCACCACCUCCAAUAACGGCUCCACCUAAAGAAAAAGCACCAAGCCCAAGGGACUUGGAAGCUGAGGCACAAAAACAGCUUCGUGACAUCAAAGAGAAAACUGAGCGUCUAAACUUUGCUCUGGAACAGUCUCUACGAGAAGCACAGUCGAAUGUUGAAAAACGAACGACAGAUGCAGUCAUGGCUCAGCUUGCUGCUAAUGAAGCUUUGCAGGCCUAUGUCCAGAAAUUGUACAGAGCAUUGGAUGAAUCAAGGGACAGUGAAGAUCACUUCAUGUGGGAAGAAGCAUUACAAGCAAAGGAAGCCAAGCUGGCUGCUGUGAAAAAGGCUGUUACAAAGACAAAGGAAGCAUGGCAGUCAGUUGAGAAUUUGCAAGCAGUAGUCAAAAAAGGCCAAGAAGACAAGGACACCCAGGAAAAUCUAGCAUUGGGUCCAGCAGAGCAUGCAGUAUCGCUUGCCAAGGAACAGCUUCAGCGUGCUGAAACAGAGGUCUCAACCGCUAAGGAAGCUGCCAAGGUUGCCACAGACUACAAGGACCAGGUAGAACGUGGCCGGAGAUAUUUCCAACAGGAAAUUGAAGCUCUGCUGCCGGAAGCCAAAUCGGGCGAUGGCAAGAAACUUUCUGAGGACGAGCUUAACAUUUUGGUCGCUCAUGCACACCGGAGGAUUGAGCAGCUCAUGAAAUCCCUCACUAAAAUGCAGGUGACUGAGCAAGAACGAGCCAUGGAGCUGAAAAGGCAGAAAGAAAAGAUCAAUAAGGACUUCGAAAGACAAGUGGCAGAGUUGGAUGCAACGCUCGAAAUUAAGCUGGAGAAGCAGAAAGACGAUUUUGAGCAGGAGCUGCAGCAUCAGUUGCGAAGGCAAGUGGCAGCCCACACGGAGCAUCUGCGAGAGUCUCUGCUCUCCCAAAAAGAAGAGCUAGAACGUGAUUUCAGCAUGGAUUUAGAAAAGAAACUUAUCGAGGAACGCGGGAAGCAUCAUGCAGCCCUCUCUGCUUCGGUUUCAAAACUUCAGGGCCUCGAGGGGUAUCUGAAGGCACGAGACGAGCUGGAUAGGGUGUCCCAACAAGCCAAAGGCCUCUGGCUUGCGUGCCAAGCGCUCAAGCACACGCUCGUAUACGGACACACAAGUUAUGAAGCUCCUCAGCCUCUGAGCGAUGUAGUGCGUCCAGUAUAUGAAGCAGCUACAAUGAGCCCCUAUGUGCCCCUCGUAUUGGCCAGCAUCCCCGAAGAGGCCCUCUCACGUGGUGUCUAUCCAGAAGUGGCCCUGAAGGAACGGUUUUCAAACGUGGAGCGGGUUUGCCGUCGCGUCGCCCUCAUUGAUGAGCAGGGUGGUAGCCUCCUCCGUUACCUGGCUUCCUACUUACAGUCAUUGUUUGUCGUCUACCCAAAGGCAGUGCCGGAAGAAGAGCUGACAGACGAGCAGCGUGUGAAUCCCGAAAUGUGGGACACGUUUGACGUUCUGUCGAGGGUGCGCUACUGGCUCCUGCACGAGAACCUAGAGCAGGCAUUGCGCUAUGCCAACCAGCUGCGAGGAGAGCCCCGUGUUGUUGCGUGCGAUUGGAUCCGUGAAGUUCGGCUCCACUUGGAGACCAAGCAGGCUGCCAAUGCCCUCAUGGCCUUUGCUGCAGCAACGAUAGCUGAAGAUGUGCAGUAACUGUGGUGGAUCGCCGCUUAGAACUUCGCUUCUUUUUUAGCUUUAGGGAGGCACACUGCCACUUAAAGGGGGAUCUUCAGGACCAGUUCGUGUGAGGCAAGAAAUUUGUAAUAGAACGUGCAGGUGUAAUGGUGCUGCACAACGACUGCAUAUUGGGUCAGAAUGCCGAGACGCUAUAUAAACGAUUGCUUCUGUGACGUUUCA
This is a messenger RNA of Ornithodoros turicata, 2338 nucleotides long. Its product is annotated as MICOS complex subunit MIC60-like. The transcript has 15 exons. Gene Ontology annotation, cellular component: MICOS complex. The coding region runs from base 62 to 2134 and encodes 690 amino acids. Gene Ontology annotation, biological process: cristae formation. The record is from RefSeq and is a predicted model, not a curated record. Lineage: Eukaryota; Metazoa; Arthropoda; Arachnida; Ixodida; Argasidae.